GGUGUAGUCCCCCCUCACCAACGGUUAAUUACAGCCUGUGUGUACCUCCAGAGGGGGGAAAGUUAGAGUGCAUGCAGCGGUAUCACCAGCUCUGCCGAGGAGCUCCGAAUACGCUGGCGCCUGUUGCAGUAUUACAUGAACACGUUGCUCGUGACCGCACAUGAUAUCUCAAUUACGGGUUUCCGAAGUCUUUCACACGUUUAAAGUCUAGUCGUGCUUGCCUUCUCCCCAUAGUGGAUCAAUCCCGGAGAGCCUUCGCCUCCACGCACCGCGUGGGUUUUUAGCUUAGCUCCGCUAACUUAGCCAGCUGCUCUGCGGGACGUGCUGCUAACAAGCUAAUGCUGGAGAUCAGCAGCACAGAGCAGAAUGGCUCAUAUGAGGGGGCGGUGGCGAUCCUGGAUGCUGGGGCCCAGUAUGGCAAGGUGAUUGACAGACGGGUGCGGGAGAUGUGCGUACGCUCUGAGAUCCUCCCUUUGGAGACCCCGGCCUUCACCAUCAGAGAACAGGGCUACAGGGCAAUCAUCAUUUCAGGAGGUCCCGCUUCAGUGUAUGCAGAAGAUGCCCCCUGGUUCGACCCUGCCAUAUUCACUAUGGGAAAGCCUGUCCUUGGGAUUUGCUAUGGGAUGCAGAUGAUGAAUAAGGUUUUCGGUGGCACAGUACACAAAAAGAGUGUCAGGGAAGAUGGCGUGUUCAGCAUUGGACUGGACAACACUUGUUCUCUCUUCAGGGGCCUUCAGAAGGAGGAACUGGUCCUGCUCACCCACGGAGACAGUGUGGAAAAAGUGGCUGAUGGCUUUAAAGUGGUGGCCCAAUCCGGGAACAUCAUUGCCGGGAUUGCUAACGAACAGAAGAAACUGUAUGGGACACAGUUUCACCCUGAAGUUGACCUGACCGAGAGAGGCACUGAGAUGCUGCGGAACUUCCUGUUCGAGAUUGCAGGAUGCACCAGUACAUUUACUGUACAGAACCGCCAACAGGUCUGCAUCGACGACAUCAAAGAAAAAGUAAAGAAGUCUAAAGUGCUGGUGCUGCUGAGUGGCGGGGUAGACUCAACAGUUUGCACAGCUCUCCUGAACAAAGCGCUAAACCAGGACCAGGUGAUAGCCGUUCACAUCGACAACGGCUUCAUGAGGAAGAGAGAGAGUCAGAGUGUGGAGGAGGCCCUCACCAAGCUGGGCAUCAAACUCAAAGUGGUGAACGCAGCUCACACCUUCUACAACGGAACAACAAGUCUCCCCAUCUCUGAGGAGGACAGGACGCCACGAAAACGCAUCAGCAAGACUUUGAAUAUGACGACCAACCCAGAAGAGAAAAGGAAAAUCAUCGGGGAUACAUUUGUCAAAGUGGCAAAUGAAGUUAUAGGAGCGCUGAAUCUGAAGCCUGAAGAGGUUUUCCUGGCCCAGGGUACCUUGCGGCCCGAUCUCAUUGAGAGCGCCUCUCAUCUUGCCAGCGGCAAGGCGGAAGUCAUCAAAACGCAUCACAAUGACACUGAGCUCAUCCGCAAACUCCGAGAUGAGGGAAAAGUAAUCGAACCACUGAAAGAUUUCCAUAAAGAUGAGGUCAGAGCGCUGGGGAGAGAGCUGGGCCUGCCAGAGGAGAUUGUCUGCCGACACCCUUUCCCUGGUCCAGGUUUAGCCAUCAGAGUGAUUUGUGCAGAGGAGCCCUUCGUCUGUAAGGACUUUGCUGAAACAAACAACAUCCUUAAAAUCAUCACAGACUUCUCUGCAAGUGUCAAGAAGCCCCAUGUGUUGCUGCAGAGAGUCAAGUCGUGCAUAUCAGACGAGGAGGAAGAGAAGCUCCUGCAGAUCACCAGCCUUCAUGCACUCAAUGCCUUCCUGCUGCCCAUCAAAACGGUCGGCGUCCAGGGGGAUUGCCGGUCCUACAGUUACGUGUGCGGCAUCACAAGUAAAGAGUCGCCACACUGGGAAUCUCUCAUGUUCCUGACCAGACUCAUCCCUCGCCUGUGCCAUAGUAUCAAUAGAGUCGUGUAUGUCUUUGGCUCUCCAGUGAAAGAGCCGCCUACAGACAUUACCCCGACCUUCCUGACCACAGGCGUGCUGAGCACACUCAGACAGGCUGACUUUGUCGCUCACUCUAUCCUUAGAGAGUCUGGCUAUUCCAGUAAGAUCAGCCAGAUGCCGAUCAUCUUGACCCCCCUGCACUUUGACCGCGACUCUUUGCAAAAACAACCCUCCUGCCGGCGCUCUGUGGUGAUCCGCACCUUCAUCACCAAUGAUUUCAUGACCGGCAUCCCUGCCACGCCAGGAAACCACAUCCCAGAGGAGGUGGUGCUGAAGAUGGUAAAUGAGAUCAAGAAGAUCCCGGGCAUCUCCAGAGUCAUGUAUGACCUGACCUCCAAGCCACCUGCCACCACAGAGUGGGAAUAAAACACAGCAUGAUGUCAUACCGAUAGAACUCACACACACUCACACACACUCACACACAAUGCAUAAACACACUCAACAGAUCUCAGAGGACUGGUUAAUCCCCCCUCCCACCCCCUUUCCCCCGUCCCACCCCCUCCCUCUCUCUCUUCAACAUUCCCAUGGAAGGCAGACCUUACUGUGACGGGCGCACAUGCAAAGGCGCUUCUACUCUGCCCUCCCCACCGCUCCUCCCUGGUCUUAAUAUUUUUGGCGAUAGGGAUUGAUUAAUGUUGGUUAUUGAUAAUAUAUCGUCACUUGAUCUAUGUACAUCAAUGUGUUUCCUCUCUAUAAUGAAAAGGUCAAUUGCUGCUUCCUGUUUUUAAGGUCAACCAUGGAAGGCAAGUGGCAAGAGGUUGUGAGAAGCUCAGAAGGUGAACGUUGAUAUUAUGCCUCAGGUUGCAUUUAGGGACGAGCUGAACAUGAAAACUAGCAAACGAGUGUCACAAACUACAAGAGUUCCAGCAAUUGUUUUUUGUCGGAUAUGUUUUUAAUUCACAGUUGUGGGUCAGACAAUUCUCAACCUUAGACUAUCCUCCAUUUGUUCAUUUUCAGUUGCUGCCUGUAAACUGCUACGAAGAAGGUUGAUUGUUUUUAAGGUGAAAACCAAAACGGCAACCUAUGUGACCAAUCAAUAAUUUUUAAGCUUUCUGUCUUGCCAAAAGUAGAAGGCGUGGUGAUGUAUCACAUUGUGGGCUCCUCUUGACGAUCUUCUCCAGGUUACAUUAGUUGACAACAGCUCUUGACUUGUUGCUGUGCCACGGUGGCCAGCGGACAACCCGGGAUGAGCUUCAGUUUGGUGCCUGGUGUGCAGGGCGGUGAUACGAUGGGCGACUUUGUUUGUGCCUGUUCUGUUGUUUAUGUUUAUUUCUUGAUGUGACUCGACCUGGACUUCAAUGUUUCCGGAAACGAGGAUAUAACACUGUUUCUCUUCAUGCUGCAAUAUGUAUGCUUUUUAUGAAGAAUAAAUAUGAUGAGGAUUAACUAUUAGCAAAAUUAUAAGUACAGUAGAGUUCAUAACCAUUGUGUACAUUGCACUUGUCUUUGUAUCAUUAUUUGGCUGCUUUUUUGUGGUGCAGGGGCACAUUUUUGCACAUUUUGCCUUUUUUUAUUUUUCCACCCAUAAAGAAAGCAUUGGUGCAGAAUCUUGCAUCCAGUGGCAACUUCAGCUUAUUUAAGUGUGUUGCUGCGAGGAGUCAAAGGUCAGAUUGUCGGUCGCUAUCUCUUCACUUUAUCAAAAAGGCUUCGACUGCUUAAUUAAUUUCUGUUGUCAAAACAUUAAGCACAUCACAAUCUCGUCUCUUCACUUAGUCCUCAGUAAAUACAGAGUUCAGGUUUAACUGAGAUUUUAAAGUGUAUUGGAGCAAUUUCACUUGGUUCUCAUGACUCAGCGUUAUUCUUUGUGCCUCUCAUUCUCUGUUCUCUCCCUAACCUUAAAAAUACUCUAAUUGCAAAAUGAAAUGUUUUCCUAAAUUGUUUUAACUGCUAUUAGUCUCCCUCUGUUCUGCCUUUUAUACACGUGUUUUCUGUUGCAUAUGUCUCCAUAGAAAACGACAGCUUGAUAAUAUUGGACACACAAUUUCGUAUUUGGAUUUAUUUGCGACGUUGAUAAGAUUAAGUUUUGCAAUUUAAUGUCUGUUCUUUUUUUUGGAUGGGUUUGAUUUAUUUGUAUUCAACUGCGCUCAUUCUCCUUAGUAACGUGCCUCAAACCAAGCCACUGCAUGCAGGUUCAGCUAUGAUAACAUUUGUACAAUGGAAAACUGAGCUUUAAUAAAGAUCUCCAUGUUGAA
Pseudoliparis swirei is the source of this 4213-nucleotide messenger RNA. RefSeq names its product guanine monophosphate synthase (gene gmps). Gene Ontology annotation, biological process: GMP biosynthetic process. Lineage: Eukaryota; Metazoa; Chordata; Actinopteri; Perciformes; Liparidae. The transcript is spliced from 16 exons. The record is from RefSeq and is a predicted model, not a curated record. Gene Ontology annotation, molecular function: GMP synthase activity; ATP binding; GMP synthase (glutamine-hydrolyzing) activity. Gene Ontology annotation, cellular component: cytosol. The coding region runs from base 339 to 2387 and encodes 682 amino acids.